AUGUGCGCUAAGGAAACAAAACCGUACAAAAAACUUCCAGAACUUUUUUCCAAAGGAGAACAAAUAAUAUCUAAUGAUAAUCCUGGCUUAGACAAACAUUCCCACGAUAAUGACCCUUGCAAACCUACUGGAUAUGACGAUAAAACAUCCCUUAAUUAUGAAUUUGGUAAGAUUAAACUACUUCAACGCGAAAUUGACCAAGAAGUUGAAAACUUGGGUGAAACUACUGAUGCUUUAAAUAGUCCGCCUAAUAGUCCCUCCGAUGUGAAUAGUAUGUCUGAUGUUUUGUCCGAUUUCGCGAAAACUUCUACUCCAAUUGAAGCAAACCAGUAUCCCCUUAACAAUGAACAGAAAAAGCAACUUGAUUCUAUAAUCACUUUGUUUCCUGAUUUUGAUAAACAUGGUCUAGGCAGAACGAAACUAAUAGAACACAAAAUUGAUGUAGGAGACGGAGGUGUUACAAUAGAUCCCGAAAAGAUUAGUGCGAUAGUCAGUUGGCCUGUUCCUAAAAAUCUCAAACAAGUGAGAGGUUUCCUUGGAUUGGCGGGAUGGUAUCGCAGAUUCAUUGAGAACUUUUCCACAGAGGUGUGUCCCAUUACCGACGUCCUCUCAACCAAGAAAAAGUUUACAUGGACACCUGAGGCGCAGGCAGCAUUUGAACGAGUUAAACAUCUGUUGACAACUGCUCCUGUAUUGACAAAUCCGGACUUUUCGAAGAAGUUUUUCCUGCACUGUGACGCGAGUGAUUAUGGCAUUGGCGCAGUUCUGGUGCAAUUGGAUGCUCAAGAUGAAGAAAAGCCUAUUGCAUUCAUGAGUAAAAAGCUUAAUGCAGCGCAGCGUAAUUACUCCGUCACAGAGCGGGAAUGCUUGGCAGCAUUGGAAGCCAUCAAAAAGUUCCGAUGCUAUUUAGAAAUGCAGGACAAAAAAACACAAAAUCAAAGCAAAUAUCCUGAUGUUAAAGUAGAAGAUAAGUACGUGUAUAUACGUACUGAACACUAUAUCGGCGAUGAAGAGCAAGAAAACUUGACAUGGAAAUUGUGGAUACCCUACAGACUUCGAGAAGAUACUAUCAAAAGAGCACACGAUUCCCCUACAGCUGCGCAUGGCGGUAUGAUUAAAACAUUAGACUUAUUGAGAAGAAAUUGCUAUUGGCCUGGUUUGAUAAAGGAUGUUAGAAACUAUGUGAGGAAUUGCGACACUUGUAAGGCUACCAAAGCACCCAACUUUGUAUUAAAACCACCUAUGGGUAAUCCUGCAAUAUCCGUGAGACCGUUUCAGCGAUUAUAUGUCGACCUUUUAGGACCUUAUCCUAGGAGUUCUCAACAGCAGGUAAAUUUCGAGUAA
Lucilia cuprina (Australian sheep blowfly) is the source of this 1344-nucleotide messenger RNA. RefSeq lists its product as uncharacterized. Bases 1 to 1344 code for a protein of 447 amino acids. The record is from RefSeq and is a predicted model, not a curated record. The transcript has 5 exons. NCBI's taxonomy places the organism in Eukaryota, Metazoa, Arthropoda, Insecta, Diptera, Calliphoridae.